GUCUCCGAUAUGAGCUCGGACUGCGAAAGUUACUACAGCAAAGAAAACGUGUUCGUGGAGAGCUUCACGUGUCCGAAAGCGGACAGUGACACCACGGCACUUUUCUGCUGCGGGUUCAGUGACCUGAAGUACUGCUGCGAUGACCCCAACAGCUUCUUCCCCUACGAGUAUGGAUACAUGUGGUGGUUAAGUCUCGGAGCUCUGGUGGGUCUCUCUGUAGCAGCCGUGGUUCUUCUCGCCUUCAUCGUCACUCUGUGCGUCCUUUGCUAUCUCUUCAUCACCACCAAACCCAGAGGUCUGGACAAUGGGCUGCCGCUCCGAGCGCCAGGCUCGACGUCGAGUCCUCAGGGACCAGGGCCGAGUCACAGCAGCGCCCCCGCUGGUCCUCAGGGCCUCAGGAAACACUUCCUGCGGGGCAAACUGGACUGUGACAACCAGCCCCCGGACCCCGACCGCCUUUUCCAGCGUUGUUUCAUGGCCACUGUGACAUCGAUCAACGUCGAGGGCCCGACAUAG
Molecule: messenger RNA, 516 nt
Organism: Plectropomus leopardus (leopard coralgrouper)
Lineage: Eukaryota; Metazoa; Chordata; Actinopteri; Perciformes; Serranidae
Gene: shisal2a
Product: shisa like 2A
Source: RefSeq, a predicted model, not a curated record